Penicillium diatomitis is the source of this 846-nucleotide messenger RNA. Its product is annotated as bZIP transcription factor. The coding region runs from base 1 to 846 and encodes 281 amino acids. NCBI's taxonomy places the organism in Eukaryota, Fungi, Ascomycota, Eurotiomycetes, Eurotiales, Aspergillaceae. The record is from RefSeq and is a predicted model, not a curated record. The transcript has 2 exons.
AUGACCUCUAUCAACCCCGUUAUCCCUAUAGUUCGAAUGCCGCAGCAGGCGUCGGCCCACACCCAGGACGAGGACUGGACGGGCAUCACCGAUCGGACCGAGCGCAGGAGGCUGCAGAACCGGCUCAAUCAGCGAGCACUACGUAUGCGAGAUACCCUGUCGGAUAAGAAGCUUCUCCGGUGCAGCUUCGAUUCGCCGGACAUGCUUCGGCUUUUUGCGCAGAUGGAAGCCGCCGCCGCCUCCCUUAGCUCGGGAGUCAAUUCUCUAAAUCUCGACCACCUGAUCACUUUACCCAAGAUCAAUGUCCACCGCGCCAUUGUCGACAAUGUCUGUAGUCUCGGGAUGUCGAUGGAAUGGAUGAAAGCAGACGAGUCCAUCUCAAUUUUCAACGUGACCAUGCCCGCGUCCGUGUCUGGGCCGGUCAACUACCCACACAUCCCGCUCGAUCUGCAGCCAACCGUCGUCCAAAGACAAGUUCCGCAUCAUCCGUGGCUGGACUUCUUCCCCUCCCCGACAUUGCGAGAUAACCUCAUUCUGCUGCAGGAUCAGAUUGAUGAUGAUGACUUGUGUCGUGAUUUGACGGCUUUUUCGGACGCGCGUAUUGAGCGAGCGGGAUUACUGGUCUGGGGCCCAUCCUGGCAGACAAGUAGUUGGGAGGUCACCGAAACAUUCUUGCGUAAAUGGGGAUUCUUGUUGUAUGGGUGUACUGCAUUGUUACAAAGUACCAAUCAUUGGAGGGUACAGAGGGGAGAGAGGCCCCUGGUGUGGAGAGACUACUUUUUUCCACAACAUCCUUUACAUCAGCUAUUACGAAACAAGAGACAAGGAUUUAUAUAUCCUUCUUGA